AUGACCGGUGCCCUCUUCGUAUUUAAACAAACCAGUUGGCCAAGUCAAGAAAGCACCUAUCCACACAGAGUACUCUGGCAGACCAUUUCCAUGUAUAAAGUCGGAAUAGGCAAGAGAGUGGCUGUUGUAGACACUUCUUCAACAAUUGUGGUGGAUGUUGGCGCUUCGGUGGUAGUCGUCGUUGUUGCCUCCAGUGUUGUAUCGGUAGAGAUCUGUGUUGAAGAAACUGCCGUGGAGUCAGUGGUAGACUCUGCAGUUGUGGUUGUUGAAGCGGGAGCUGAUGUUGUGACCGAAGCAUCGACCGAAGAUGUCAAUUCAUCCGACGUCGAAAGAACAGAUGUUGAAAUAGAUGAAUCAGAUACCGCUGUACUGGUGACCUCAGUUGAUGUUGUUAUAGAAAUAUCAGACGAUGCGACCGAAGUCGUAGACCCAAGAUCAGUUACAGAAGUGGAUUCCGAGACCGCGAUCGUCGUUGUUGCUGUCAACUCAGUCUGCUCGCUUGAUACCGUCGUGUCCGAUAAUGGCGCUGAAGAGCUAAAGGUCGCGGAGAAAGUGGAGUCGGAAAUCGCGAGAAUGGUUGUUGUCGUUGAGUCUGACUGCUCGGCUGCUUUCGUGGCAUCUGUCGACAAUGCUGAGGAUAGUCCCAGACUUUCUGUGGUGGUAGCAGUAGUUGCGGUAGCUGAUUUGGGUUAUUAG
Molecule: messenger RNA, 696 nt
Organism: Fusarium fujikuroi IMI 58289
Lineage: Eukaryota; Fungi; Ascomycota; Sordariomycetes; Hypocreales; Nectriaceae
Exons: 2
Coding region: 1-696 (231 amino acids)
Source: RefSeq, a predicted model, not a curated record